Dibothriocephalus latus is the source of this 924-nucleotide messenger RNA. Lineage: Eukaryota; Metazoa; Platyhelminthes; Cestoda; Diphyllobothriidea; Diphyllobothriidae. The record is from the annotation of a GenBank genome assembly.
AUGCCCGAGUGGUUUUCCAACGGUGAUAUAGCCGAUUACGGUUGUCAUAACGGAACCCUUACUUUCCGCAUCCUUGAGAAAUUCCCUGAUAUACACAAGAUUGAUGCCUUUGAUUGUGAUCCAGAACUCAUUGAAAAUGCCAAGAGUAUGCAGCGGGAGAGGAUCAGAUGGGGUGCUCAGACCAACACAAAAUACGACAAAAUCAACUUCCAGGUUGCCAACUGGAGCGAAUGCACGUCAUUCGACGACGAGCCCACAUACAACACGAUCCUAGCUUUCAGCGUAACUAAAUGGAUUCAUCUAAAUUAUGGCGACGCUGGCCUAAUGCGCUUUUUCCGACGUGUCUUUAACCUUCUGAGGCCAGGUGGACACCUACUGCUUGAACCACAGCCUAAAUCAUCAUAUAAGAAGACCCGAUUUACUGCUAAACAACAGGAGAAUUAUAAAGGUAUGACUAUCGAUCCGUCAAACCUGGAACCUUUAUUGCUGGACGUCGGCUUUUCAUAUUUCGACAAAAUCAAAGUUCCUCGUCCAAACGAAGCCUUUCAAAGGAAUAUAAUUUUAUGCUCCAAGUCCUAUGGUGUGACGCCGUCUUCCAUCCGCAACGAUUGCCGAAGUGAGACGCAGAUGUGGCGAGGUUCCCCUUCGUCGGAUGGCUUGCCCCCUCUAGGUCCACCUCCCGUCAAUUAUUGCCCUCAAACGCCCAGUUACACGUCCCUCGUUUCCCCCAGGUCGUCUGUACGUUUCCCUACCCCAGAACCAUCUACUGCAACUCCGGAUAGUCUUCAUUUCGAGGCAAUCUCAAGUACUGUAUCGACGGUUGAAGCCAACAGUAGAGUUCCAAUAGAUGCAUCCCCACUUCUAUCUAUUGUGGAUAACUCGGGCGUCACUGUAUCCGUCCCAGAUUCUACUUCUGAGCAGUAA